Molecule: messenger RNA, 2353 nt
Organism: Eucalyptus grandis
Lineage: Eukaryota; Viridiplantae; Streptophyta; Magnoliopsida; Myrtales; Myrtaceae
Product: pentatricopeptide repeat-containing protein At3g02490, mitochondrial-like
Exons: 1
Coding region: 178-2115 (645 amino acids)
Biological process (GO): RNA splicing
Molecular function (GO): protein binding
Source: RefSeq, a predicted model, not a curated record
AUGCAUGUCUACGUUUGCUUUGUCCCUCUCUAGAAUCCUAAACCCAUCCAUCGCCGUCGCCCGCCGUCGCGCCGUACUGAUCAUCUCCGGCGCUCCUCCUCCUCCUCCUCCUCCGCCGCCAUCCCUCCUCCAUUUCAAGCAUCCUCGCAGCCAUCGCAUCCCGAAGAUCCCGCAGAAAUGAGAGCUUCACGGCGUUUGCUUCUCCUCCGAACCCACUUCCGUUCAACGUCGAACGUCCCGGGACACUGUCCGCAUCCGAACCCGCACUCGUUUCGCCGCUCGGCGCCGCUUUUCCGCGCGAACCCACUUCACAGCUCACCUCCGGGACCCCCGUUCGACGACCAAGUCGGGAGCUUGGCGGGACCCAGUAGCUCUUUCGCGGCCAGGCCCUUGAAGGACUCGGAUCACGCGGCUGUCGCCGGUGCGUUCGCCAAAUUCGAGGACUACGAAGAUGCGGCGGAGGAGCUGGAGUCGAGCGAUGUCGCCGUGAGCCACGACUUGAUUGUGAAGGUCUUGGAGAGUCUCUCUGCCAGGCCUCGCGCCGCGGGUAAGUUUUUCGAUUGGGUUUCGGAGAGGCACGGUGAGAGAUUGAGCUCGAAGUCGUAUAAUUUGAUGCUGGGUAUCUUGGGUGUGAACGGCUUAAUCUCUGAAUUUUGGGGUUUGUUUGAGACUAUGAAGAAACGGGGUUAUGGCGUGUCGGGACGCGUUAGAGAUGAAGUGUUGGAGACGUUUGAGAAAGCGGGGAGAGAGAGUGAUGCGGAGAAGCUGAAAGGCGUUUUUUCUUCUGGAUCGGUUAAUAGCUCUGUUGAGAAGAAUUCCUCCAGUAUUUGUAAAAUAGUGAAGAAUUUGGUUUGGAGUGAAGAUGUCGAGAAGAAAUUGUGGGAGUUAGAUGUCGAGUUUUCAAGUGAUGUGGUUAAGAGGGUACUGGAAAAUCUUGCUACCGAGCCCAUGAAAGCAUUGAUAUUAUUCCGGUGGGUCGAAGAAAGUGGUUUAUUUAAGCAUAAUGAGCAGACAUAUAAUGCCAUGGCAGUUGUCUUGGGGAGAGAAGAUUGUAUUGAUAGAUUUUGGAAGCUGGUCGAUGAAAUGAAGGUUGCUGGCUAUGAAAUGGAAGUAGAGACUUAUGGCAAGGUAUUGGGUCGGUUUUGUAAGAGAAAGAUGAUGAAGGACACGGUCUAUUUAUAUGAGUUUGCAAUGGGUGGUGCCAAUAGGCCUUCAGCGACGGAAAGUACAUUCCUAUUGAGAAAAAUAGCCGUUAGCAAGGACUUUGAUAUGGGUCUUUUUUCUAGAGUUGUAAAGGUUUAUACAGAGAAAGGGAAUGUGCUGACAGACUCCAUGCUUUAUACGGUUUUGAAGUCUUUAGCCAGUGUAGGAAGAUUGGGGGAGUUCAACAAGGUUUUGAAAGUAAUGCAGGAGUGCGGGUUCUUACCUGGUUGCAAUCUCCGGAGCAAAAUUGCAUUCGAGCUUAGUAGUACUGGUAAAAAGGAUGAGGCAAGCAAAUUCAUGGGUACACUAGAAUCGUCUGGUGUUACUUCUGAUUUCAGGACCUCUACAUUGCUAAUAGAAGGGCAUUGUGUUUCGGGAGAUUUUGAAAAGGCUUCUGAUUAUUUCCAUGAGAUGGUUCAGAAGGAUGCAGGUUCUUCUGCUAGCUGUGCUCUUGAUUCACUGGUUAAUGCAUAUUGCGAAAAGGACAGAACUUUUGAUGCUUGGCAAAUUUUGAAUGAUUGUGCAUCCAACAAUGGAUUGAAGCCUCGGCAUACGACCUACAAACUUUUGAUAGAGAAAUUGCUGGCUCAAGGAGGAUUUGAAGAUGCAUUGAAACUUUUGAGUUUGAUGAAGGAACAUGGAUACCCACCUCUCCUUGAUCCUUUUAUUCAGCACGUAUCGAAGAAAGGAACCAAAGACGAUGCUCUUGCUUUUCUAAAGGCAAUGACCUGGAAAAAAUUCCCAUCUACAUCUGUGUUUCUUCAAACGUUUGAAGCCUUCUUCAAGGCUAGAAGGCAUAAUGAAGUACAAGAGCUUCUUUCUAAGUGCCCAAGACACAUACGUAACUAUGCAGAUGUUUUGGAUCUCUUUUGUUCAAAGUCUAAAGUCACUGUCGCCACUGCAGCUGCAUAAUCUUAUAUUCAAGAAUUUUGGCUGGAAAAAGAGUUUUUGUUGCAUUUGUUCGCCAUGCUAUGUGCUUGAAAUGCUACCGUGAUUGGUAAUCCUUUAAACCUGCAAUUGCAGGACGCAUGGCUUUUUUUGUUACUGUUUUUCAACUAAGGCAAAUAUCAGCUGGGCUGUUGGUCUUGAGCUGUCCUUCCCUCCCCUUCGAUGAUUUAUCAGCAAAUUCCUCAAUGUUUAAUUAAUUAAA